Tachyglossus aculeatus (Australian echidna) is the source of this 1712-nucleotide messenger RNA. Its product is annotated as perforin-1-like. Gene Ontology annotation, molecular function: calcium ion binding; pore-forming activity. The record is from RefSeq and is a predicted model, not a curated record. The transcript has 2 exons. Gene Ontology annotation, biological process: leukocyte mediated cytotoxicity. NCBI's taxonomy places the organism in Eukaryota, Metazoa, Chordata, Mammalia, Monotremata, Tachyglossidae. Bases 1 to 1671 code for a protein of 556 amino acids.
AUGGAUAGCUGCUUCCUUCUCUUCCUCUUCUUCCUUCUCCUCCUGCCAGUGCCCAUCCCUGCCCCCUGCCACACUGCCACCCGGGCAGAGUGUAAGAAGCACCAGAAGUUCAUCCCGGGGUCCCAGCUGGCAGGAGAAGGUGUGGACGUCACCACGCUUCAGCCCACGGGCUUCUUCCCCGUGGAUCUGAAUAAAUAUCUCCGGAAGGAUGGGACUUGCACUCUCUGCCGUAAUGACCAUCAGGGUGGAGAACUCCAGCGCCUGCCUUUGGCCGUCACGGACUGGCUUGCUGAAACGACCAAGUGCCAGAGGGCAGUAGCCAAAUCAAUGGCUCGGUCAGCCAUAGAGGUGGCCUCCUCGGCAGCCAAGAAGAUCCAGAAUAACUGGAAGGCGGACCUGAAUGUGACUCCCAAACCAGGAGCCAACGUCCAGGUGUCGGUGGCCGGAUCCCACUCCAAAGAAGCCAAUUUUGCCGCAGGGAAGUUGCAGGAGGACAAGUAUAUCUUCACCAGUGACACGGUGGAGUGUCGCUACUACAGGUUCCGCCUUAUCCAACUGCCGCCCCUGCAGUUUGAUUUCAAGCGGGCCAUGCACUUUCUGCCUGACAAAUUCACUCCCUCCACUCAAACUGAAUACUUUAAAUUAAUUGCUAACUUCGGCACCCACUUCAUGAGCUCCGUGGAGCUGGGGGGCCGGACCACCGACAUCACCGCCCUGCGCACCUGCAAGCUGACGCUGGACGGGGUCACGGCCGACGAGGUGGCCGACUGCCUGGCAGUGGAAGCCGCCGUGAGUGUGGCUGGCAAGGGGGAAGCCACGGUUGAAGACAAACGGUGCAAGGAGGAGAAUAAAAAGCAUAAUCUCCAGGGAUCCUUCCAUGAGACGUACAACGAGCGGCACGUGGAGGUGGUGGGAGGCCAGCACGAGAGCAUCACUGACAUGAUCUUUGGGGCCACCAGAGAGAUGCAGCAGUUCUCCACCUGGAUGGCCACACUCCCAGCAUCCCCCGGGCUGGUGACCUACUCCCUGAGCCCUCUCCACUUUCUCCUGCACAGAAAUGAUCCCCGCAAGGAAGAGCUGAGGCAGGCUGUGAGUGAGUAUAUUAUCCAGAAGGCGCGGUGGCAAAACUGCACCAGGCCGUGCCCUGUUGGGAAGGUAAAAAGCGCCCAUGACCCCUGUCGCUGUGUGUGCCAUGAGUCAUGGGGCAUGAAUGAGGAAUGCUGUCCCAAGAAUCGGGGACUUGCAAAGUUAGAAGUGAAAAUCAUUAAGGCAAGCGGUUUGUGGGGAGACUAUUUCACCAGCACAGAUGCCUACGUCAAAGUGUUUUUUGGGGGACAUGAACAGAGGACCCCCACGAUAUGGAAUAACAACAACCCAGUUUGGCAGACCAAUAUAGAUUUUGGGCCUGUUCAGCUGAACUCGGGGGGACCCCUCAGGGUGCAGGUAUGGGACGCUGACAACGGCUGGGAUGAUGAUCUCCUGGGUACUUGUGACCGGACUCCCCAUGAAGGGGCUUCGAAGAUUCAGGAGUGCUACCUCAACCACGGGUCGGUGUCUUUCCAGUAUGACGUGACCUGUGCACCCCACCUGCGGGGGUCAACGUGCCAGGACUAUGCCCAACAGGGCCUUCUGGGAAAGCCAGUAGGAAACAGAAGUGGGGAGGUAUGGUGAAGGCCAGCCAGGACCCCUACGGUCUGGAGCACAGAGCAGGG